This is a messenger RNA of Daldinia loculata, 2220 nucleotides long. RefSeq names its product TAP-like protein-domain-containing protein. The transcript has 4 exons. The coding region runs from base 1 to 2220 and encodes 739 amino acids. The record is from RefSeq and is a predicted model, not a curated record. NCBI's taxonomy places the organism in Eukaryota, Fungi, Ascomycota, Sordariomycetes, Xylariales, Hypoxylaceae.
AUGACAUCCUCAAAAUCGUCCACGUCGCCCUUCUUAGGGGAGAAGCAAGACGAUGACAUUCGAGCACGUGUUCAAUUACCUCGAAGGGAACCAAGCUGGGGUUGGCGCCGUCUGAGUGCGGUGGUCUUAACCGUCAUAUCUGGUGUUUUAAUCAUUGGCCAUUUCGGACAUGGCCCGAUUCACUAUGGUUACCGUCAUCCGGACUCGGGAAAUCAAGCGCUGCCAGGGCCUCCCGAUGGGUGGACAGAAUGGUCUAGUAUCGUACCGAGCGAGAAGCUCAUCUGGCAGCCGUGCUUCGCGAUCUACGGUGACAGUUUCAAGUGCGCUCGGCUGACCGUACCUAUGGAUUAUCACCGACCGCUAAACCAGUCAGCGGACAAUCCGAAGGUGCACAUAGCUCUGGUCUUAAAGCCCGGUAUUAACCGUACCGAGAACCCAUCAUCUUACUCGGAAUCCCCACUACUCAUUAAUCCUGGCGGUCCCGGAGGUAGCGGAGCGAUUUUCGCCUUGUUUUCGGCGCAAGCGCUUCAAACAGUCAUUGGCGGAGAUCGUGACGUUAUCGGCUUCGAUCCACGUGGAGUCGGUGCUACUACGCCUAAGGCGGAUUGUUUCGCAGCUCCUGAUGAUCCUUUUGGACUUGACGGACGCAAUGUUGCUUUGAUGAACCGGCUAAGCUGGAUUGCAUCAGGCCAUAUCAUCGGUCUCGUUAACUCAAGCAAUGUCGCACUCAACAAGCUUGAUGUUAGGUCAAGAGCACUUGCUAAGCUCUGUAAAAGAAGGGAUGAAGCUGAAGGGGAUAGUAGCAUCUUCCGAUACUCCAAUACUCCAAAUGUAGCGCGAGAUAUGCUCUCGAUCGUUCAUGCUUGGGAUGAAUGGAGAUCAGGUUCCGACGCCAAGUCCACGGAAGAGCCAGAGACUGUAGAUGAAACACAGAUCAACUCUGAAAUAGAGUCCAAGGACAGUACCAAGGGGAAGCUCGUUUACUGGGGUUUCUCCUACGGUACACUCCUCGGGGCCACAUUUGCGUCUAUGUUUCCAGACAAAGUUGGUCGAGUUAUUCUAGAUGGCGUUGUGGAUGCUGAUCACUACGUCAGCCCGAUGUUAGGAGACGGUAUCCUUGAUGCUGACGCGAUAUGGGAACAAUUCUUUAUUUAUUGUGCUGAGGCAGGGCCAAAGUGUCAGUUUUACCGGCUCGGAGACAAUCCCGGAGAUAUCAAGGAACGUUUUGAUUAUAUCAUGAACUGGUUAGAGAAAGAGCCCGCAAUUGUCUUACCCUCGCAGUCAAAUUUGCCUGUCUUGAUAACGGCUGGCGACUUCAAGCUCAUCAUAUUUUCAGCAUUGUACUACCCAGUUGUUGCAUUCCCUGCCGUGGCUAUACUUCUUCAAACCCUCAUCGACAACCGGCUUGACAAGACAGUAGGCAAUCCGGCACCGGGGAUGUUUUGUCAAAACUUAACAUUACCUCAAUGGCCAGAUGAUGCCCAGAAGGUAAUCUCGUGUAGUGACAAGCGAUAUAAGCUAAAUGAAGACCCCGACGCGCUCCAGCGGCGUUUUGAGAAGAUGGCUUCUUAUUCCUCAUUCGCCGACGUUUGGAUGGGUGUCGACCUCAAUCUGGGUUGCAGCGGGUGGGAAAUUGAGGCAAAAGAUCCGCCAAUGCGAUGGGACGACCAUCCGAUUCAUAAACCAAAAGCCAUUGAAACCAGUUUCCCCGUGUUAUUCCUAUCGAAUCAUCUCGACCCUGUCACUCCUCUGCACCAUGCUCUGAAAAUGACGCGCAAGUUUUCGGAAGCGAGCCUUGUAGAGCAAAAGGCGGAGGGCCACUGCACCAUAGCGUGCGUCUCACUCUGCACUAUAGGACAUAUCCAAGCAUACCUCAACCACGGAGUUGUGCCGCCCGUGCCAAAAUACGAUUCGGAUGAUGAAGGCGAAUGGACAACUUGUGAGUGCCAUGAAAAGCCUUGGAAGUCGCUUAACGAUAUGGCUGUGACGCGCAACUCGAACGGUGGCUCUCAGUCAGAAACCGGCAGCGAAAGCGAACUAUUAAUUGGGAAGACGGCUGAGGAGUUGGAGAUCAUGGAGGCUUACCGCCACCUACGAAACCGAUUUAUCGAAUUUACGAUAUCUCAGCAACAAUUCGGAGACCGAAAUCCGCUCCGAACUGCGCAUCUAGAUAACUUGGCUUUCAUGAACAAGGAGCAAGCUAGCUGUAGCAAGCUAUAA